AUGGCCGCGCGAACGCUUCGAAUUGGUCUCAUCCCCGGCGACGGCAUCGGCCGCGAAGUGAUGCCUGCCGGGCGCCGCAUCCUCGAGGCGCUGCCCUCGUCGCUGGGCCUCCGCUUCAGCUUCUCGCACCACGAGGCCGGGUGGGCGACGUUCCAGAAACAGGGCGUGGCGCUGCCCGAGGAGACGGUGGCAGCGCUCAAGUCGGACUGCGACGGCGCGCUGUUCGGCGCCGUGUCCUCGCCCACGGUCGCCACCCAGGGCUACUCGUCGCCCAUCGUCGCGCUCCGCAAGCGCCUGCAGCUGUACGCCAACGUGCGGCCCGUCAAGUCCACUGCGAGCGCCAAGAGUCCCGUCGACCUCGUCAUCGUGCGCGAGAACACCGAGGACCUGUACGUCAAGGAGGAGAAGACGUACGCAGCGCCCGACGGCAGCCGGAUCGCAGAGGCCAUCAAGCGCAUCUCCGAGACGGCCAGCUACAACAUCGCCGCCAUGGCGGGCGACAUUGCCCUGCGCCGCCAGCGCGUGCGCGACGCCGGCGCCCCGAGCAUCCACGCGCGGCCCCUCGUCACCGUCACGCACAAGAGCAACGUGCUCUCGCAGACGGACGGCCUGUUCCGCGAGACGGCCCGCCGCGCGCUGGCCGAGCACCGCUACCAGCUCGUCGGCGUCGAGGAGCAGAUUGUCGACUCCAUGGUCUACAAGCUCUUCCGCCAGCCCAGCGACUACGACGUCAUCGUCGCGCCCAACCUGUACGGCGACAUCCUGUCCGACGGCGCCGCUGCCCUCGUCGGCUCCCUGGGUCUCGUCCCCUCGGCCAACGUGGGCAAGCACUUUGUCAUUGGCGAGCCGUGCCACGGAUCUGCGCCGGACAUUGAGGGCCAGGGCAUCGCGAACCCCAUUGCCACCAUCCGCUCCACCGCCCUGAUGCUCGAGUUCCAGGGCGAGGAGAAGGCUGCUGCCGCCAUUUACGCCGCCGUCGAUGCCUGUCUGGACGAGGGCAAGCUGCUGAGUCCCGAUCUCGGCGGCAAGGCCAAGACGGACGAGAUUGUCGAGGACAUUUGUAAAAGGUUGUAG
Ascochyta rabiei is the source of this 1074-nucleotide messenger RNA. RefSeq names its product Homoisocitrate dehydrogenase. Bases 1 to 1074 code for a protein of 357 amino acids. Gene Ontology annotation, cellular component: mitochondrion. NCBI's taxonomy places the organism in Eukaryota, Fungi, Ascomycota, Dothideomycetes, Pleosporales, Didymellaceae. The record is from RefSeq and is a predicted model, not a curated record. Gene Ontology annotation, biological process: isocitrate metabolic process; tricarboxylic acid cycle. Gene Ontology annotation, molecular function: magnesium ion binding; isocitrate dehydrogenase (NAD+) activity; NAD binding. The transcript is spliced from 2 exons.